This is a messenger RNA of Cucurbita maxima (winter squash), 1310 nucleotides long. RefSeq names its product vesicle-associated protein 2-2-like. Gene Ontology annotation, cellular component: plasma membrane; endoplasmic reticulum membrane. Gene Ontology annotation, biological process: endoplasmic reticulum membrane organization. Bases 238 to 1158 code for a protein of 306 amino acids. NCBI's taxonomy places the organism in Eukaryota, Viridiplantae, Streptophyta, Magnoliopsida, Cucurbitales, Cucurbitaceae. The transcript is spliced from 10 exons. The record is from RefSeq and is a predicted model, not a curated record.
AAUUGAAUAAGGAACUUUUGGCGCUAUUUCUACGACAAUUAUUCCGCCAUUUUCUCGCCAUGCUUCCGUCAUUUCACUUUCUCUUCUCCGUUCCACAGCGCAACAGCUGAUCGGUUGAGCUCUGGUGAUAUCUAUUAGCAUACUGAAUUAAUCAUUGUCGGAAAUUUCUUGCUGAUUGUGAUUUGACAGUUGUUUCAUUUAGUAGCCGAGUGAAUUGCUUUUCAAUCUGAGUGAAGUAUGGAUAUGAGGCUUUUGGAAAUUCAUCCUCAGGAAUUGAAGUUCAUUUGUGAACCAAAUAAGCAUAGCUUGUGCUCAAUUCAACUUACAAAUAAUAUGCUUGAACAUGUUGCUUUUAAGGUUAAGACCACGUCCCCUGAUAAGUAUUUUGUCCGACCAAAGGUUGGAAUCAUCGAGCCAAACUCAACUCGUGAAUUCACGGUUAGGAUGCAAGCACAAAAGCUGGCCCUACCUGAUAUGUUAUGCAAAGACAGGUUCUUAAUCCAGAGCACAGUAGUUCCUGCUGAUACAACUGAUGAGGACAUAACCUCUAGCUUGUUUGCCAAAGAUGGUGGAAAGUACAUAGAAGAACAGAAGUUGGGUGUAACCCUUGUUAGCCCAUCCAUUUCCCAAGCAUUAAAGGAGGAGGAAGCUCUUGGAGUUACCGGACCAAAUAAUCUAUCUACAGCAGUAGAGGAGAUUGUAGACCAGGAACCUUCACACGAAAGCCAUGUUAUGUCUAAUGGAGUUGAUAGCCUGCCUCCAAAACACAUGGUUCCCGGAAAUGGUACGGAUCCUAGAGAUGUCGGUGAAGAAGAGCCUGAACCAGCAAGUUUAGCUAACGAUGUCAUAGAUGGGGAUUUGGAGAACCUGGAAAUUAUAAAGGAUCUCGAGGAGUUGAAGUUAAAGCUCAGUGAACUUGAGUUAAAGCUCUGUGAGGCUCAAAAUGCCAUUUCAAAGCUAAAGGAGGAGAAGCAAAUAAGCAUCCAAGAAAACAAAUUCUUGCAGGAGAAUUUCGUAAUUUUCUUCAGAGUUGAGGAAGACAGAGCUGAAGAGAGUUCAAGUAGGCUUUCCUGUUCUGUAUCUCUACAUGGUGGCGCUUGUAUGCACUUUUCUAGGACGCCUCUUGAGGUAAUACAGAUAUUUAAUGUCAUUAUAUGAGUUUUAUCUUCUGCAUACUGUCAAAUGAAGGAUUGAUAUAUAACUUGAAGGUCUGUAUAUGAAAUUUGAGCCUUGUUUGAUACCUUUUAAAUGUAAUGAUGUAAAUAAUAAUAAAAAUAUGUUACCAUAUUAUUACUUGAAAUUUUUUUUUU